CAGGCUGUUGGCCCUUUCAUCACUUGUGUGGGCCUCGUAUGGAUCUCCCGUCGACCAGCAUGCCACGCCGGAAACAAUGGCGUUGUACAACAGCAUGUUGAAGCUGGCCCGUAGUCCUGACAAGGUCAUGUUUGGACACCAUGAAGACACACUGACCGGUAUAUCUCCUGGUCGCCAUAACUACCAGGUUACCAAGUACGCACAUGCCUGGAAACCAUUUUGGAAAUUUACGACUUCACAAGUAGAUCGUGGUGAUGAGGACGAGUUAUCAGACAUACGAAGUGUAACUGGGGAGUAUCCUGCUAUCGUGGGCUUCGAUUUCAAAAACUUCGACGCCGACGAAAUGAAAGUUGUGACCUACCUGGUGAAGAAAGCCCACGCCAGAGGUCAGGUUAUUACCGUCUGUCAGCACAACAACAACCCAGUGUCUGGGGGAUCCUUCAGACUAAGCUGGGACAACGGCACUGUGAUCCACACACUCAGACGCUCACUGCCCGGUGGGGAUGCCCAUGCUAAUUACAAGGCCAACUUGGACAAAAUCGCUUCCUGGGCCAACACCCUGAAGGACGCUAAUGGGAAGUCCAUCCCCAUCAUCUACCGACUGUUCCACGAGAUGGACGGUGAUUGGUUCUGGUGGGGCAUGAACAACAGGUGCCACAACACACCCAAGGAUGUACGAGAUAUUUUGAAAUACACCGUUUCCUACCUCAGGGACGUUAAGGGGGUCCAUAACUUCCUGUACAACUUUGCCAUCGACUGCUAUUCGACGACAGACAAUUUUCACAAGCUGUACCCUGGGGAUGACUACAUUGACAUCAUUGCUGUCGACUACUACUACAAAUUUACCCCGACCACAACAAAGGAAGCCUUGAAGACCAAUCUUGCAAACCUUGUAGACAUAGCCGAAACAAGAGGAAAGAUUCCAGCUAUAGCAGAGGCAGGUAUGUUCGAUGAUGGAAUCUACAACCAUACAAAUUUCUGGACUGACAAUUUCUUAACUAUAAUGAAGACCGAUCCCAAGUUUCGUCGCAUCCUGUACAUCUUAGGGUGGCAUAACAUUUGCUGGUCAAACGCUAUAUGCGAAUACUGGGUCCCUUUCAAAGGAUUCAGUGGUGCCAGUCAGUUCCACGAUACAUUCUACAAAGAUCCUGUAAUGGUAUUUGAAAAGGAAAUACGUGGUAUGAAUGUUUAUGGUUGA
This is a messenger RNA of Haliotis rubra (blacklip abalone), 1198 nucleotides long. Its product is annotated as mannan endo-1,4-beta-mannosidase-like. The record is from RefSeq and is a predicted model, not a curated record. Gene Ontology annotation, molecular function: mannan endo-1,4-beta-mannosidase activity. Lineage: Eukaryota; Metazoa; Mollusca; Gastropoda; Lepetellida; Haliotidae. Gene Ontology annotation, biological process: substituted mannan metabolic process. The coding region runs from base 77 to 1198 and encodes 373 amino acids. The transcript is spliced from 2 exons.